Molecule: messenger RNA, 1473 nt
Organism: Phaeoacremonium minimum UCRPA7
Lineage: Eukaryota; Fungi; Ascomycota; Sordariomycetes; Togniniales; Togniniaceae
Product: putative cytochrome p450 protein
Exons: 6
Coding region: 1-1473 (490 amino acids)
Molecular function (GO): oxidoreductase activity, acting on paired donors, with incorporation or reduction of molecular oxygen; iron ion binding; monooxygenase activity
Source: RefSeq, a predicted model, not a curated record
AUGGGUGCUGCAAGCCUUGCAACCGCGUCCGUUGUUGGCGCGGUGCUGUUUUACUCCAAGCUGUCUGGUAGCUCUUACCCAUCCCUACUCCUCUACCUUGGAGCUGCCUCUCUGGCCGAGAUCGCCGUGUAUGUGGUCUACCACAGCCUAAACACCCCGUUUGUCUUGGGCAAUCUGGUUCCUUUCUUAGCCGAGCCAUGGGGAUUCCCCUUGGCUCGAUGGCAGAAGGCCAUCCCCACCACCAAGAGCGGAUUCUACCGAGUAUUCUUGGGACCUUUUGAUUAUCUUAUACCCAAGAGUUCCCAGGCUGUGACUGCGGUAAUGAGCCAGCCAUACGUGUUUGAGAAGCCAGCUGCUGUUCGUGAUGGCCUCGUCGUGAGUCUUGGAGUUGGUCUGGUAGCAGCUGAAGGAGAUCAACAUCGAAAACAGAAGAAGCUUCUAACUCCCAUCUUUGGUCUUAGUCGCAACCGCCGUCUAGUUCCUCAGAUGUGGGCUAAAGCACAAGUCUUCGGCCAGAAGCUGGAAGAGAUGGUAAAAGAAGCUGGUGGCCCGACGGUCAUCCUUGUUCAUCCUCUCACUAUGGCUGCUACUCUAGACGUCAUUGGCUCGACUACUCUCGGCACUGACUUUGACUCGAUCAGGUAUCCUGAUCAGCCAAUCCUCCAAGCCUACCAAAAAGUCUUUCCAUCUCUUGAGAAUCAAAAUGCCUUUGAGAGAUUCGUCGGUGCCACUCUUCCUGCCAUCAUCUCCCCUCAUGUGCUUUUCAAAGUUCCUCUGAGACCUAUUCGCGAAUUCCACCAGGGCAUGGCAAUGUUGAAGGAGUACUGCACCAACCAAAUCCGACUGAAGAAGAAGGAGAUUGAUGCUGGCGGUGCUGAUGAUGUGGAGCUUAGAGAGAAAGAUAUUCUAUCCGCUAUCAUCGCAUCUGGUUUAACGGACGAGAACGAGCUUCUCAGUCACCUAUUGACUAUUCUUGCCGCCGGCCACGAGUCCACCGCAAUCACUUUGGCUUGGGCUCUGUUCAAGCUCGCUCAAAACCAGGAUGUCCAAGAAAAGCUCCGUGCCGAAAUCCGGGAAUCCCUGCCUCACAUGGCCUCGGAAGUUCCGACACUAGAUGAGAUCAACGGCAUGAAGUACCUUCGCUGCUUCCUCAUGGAAGUCUUCCGCCUGUACCCUGCCUUCCCUUCCAUGAUGCGCGAAGCAGCUCGUCCGACUACUGUCGGCGAUUUGCAGAUUCCCAAAGGCAAGCACAUCAUGGUCAGCCCUUAUGCGGUCAACAGGUCCCCCGAGCUGUGGGGCAAUGAUGCCGAUGAAUUCCGCGUCGAACGGUGGGAGGAGUCGUACAAUGGCGGGGCCAAGACUUCGCAGGCGUUCUUGACCUUCUCCAGUGGCCCACGUAUCUGCAUUGGCAAGGACUUUGCCACUAUUAGCUUGAAGGGUAUCACCCUCCAAUCCAGAAAGGCACUUCGUUGA